AUGGCUGAAAGUGAGUUGCCACCACCCGAAGCAACGAACUCACAACCUCAAGACGAUGAUCUCGUCCCUGGAAACGAGAAUUCGCCAACAGAAGAUCUUCUAGAUAUCGCAGAACAGCUGAAGGUCAAGGGCAACGAUCAUUUCCGUACAGCAGAAUGGGGGGCGGCUUUAUCUAUCUACCAGGAAGCAUUGGAUAAAUUACCGAAGAGGAAGGUCCAGAAACCGGAUGAUCCUACCCCGGAGCCCUUCGAGGACGACCUCGAAGGGCACCCCACAGCACCUUUCACAUCUACUCCCAGUCCCCCACCUUCUGAGGAUAUUAGCCCUUCAGGAUUCGACAUCACAUGCGCGAAGCUUAGGUCCGUUCUCAAUGCGAACAUCGGUGCUUGCCAUGUUAAACUGAGAAGUUACAAGGAGGCUGCGGAUGCAUGUACCCAAGCGAUUCUGGACGAUCCCGAAUACGUUAAGGCUCUGCAGCGGCGGGCAGCGGCAAACGAACAGCUGAACACUUGGUCAUCACUAAGCAGCGCACAAGAAGGUGAACCGUGGGUUUUCUUCGUAUUGUGCCUGUUACCAACGCCUGUCGACUUAGAUUAUAAGAAGUUGUUGACGUUGCUUCCGCAAGGAUCAUCACAAGGCCGAGAUGUCGAGCGAUCGCUGCGAGCAAUAGGUCCUCGAGUUGAGGCAGCCCAAAAGGCCGAGACUGCUGAGAUGCUGGGUAAGCUUAAGGGACUAGGAAAUAGCAUUCUAGGCAACUUUGGAUUGUCCACUGACAAUUUCAAGUUUGAGCCUAAUGGUCAAGGGGGUUACUCAAUGCAAUUUUCUCAAUGA
Pleurotus ostreatus (oyster mushroom) is the source of this 831-nucleotide messenger RNA. RefSeq lists its product as uncharacterized. Gene Ontology annotation, molecular function: protein binding. The transcript is spliced from 5 exons. The record is from RefSeq and is a predicted model, not a curated record. Lineage: Eukaryota; Fungi; Basidiomycota; Agaricomycetes; Agaricales; Pleurotaceae. The coding region runs from base 1 to 831 and encodes 276 amino acids.